Messenger RNA from Hordeum vulgare subsp. vulgare (domesticated barley), 1819 nucleotides. Its product is annotated as protein SHI RELATED SEQUENCE 1-like. Gene Ontology annotation, biological process: positive regulation of DNA-templated transcription. The record is from RefSeq and is a predicted model, not a curated record. The coding region runs from base 396 to 1424 and encodes 342 amino acids. Lineage: Eukaryota; Viridiplantae; Streptophyta; Magnoliopsida; Poales; Poaceae. Gene Ontology annotation, molecular function: DNA binding; DNA-binding transcription factor activity. The transcript is spliced from 2 exons. Gene Ontology annotation, cellular component: nucleus.
GGGGGAGCGAGGGGUGGAGGAGAGAAGGGAAGGGAGCAGGCAGGGCAAUAAAUGGCAGUUUUGGAGCGCGCAGGCACCAUGGCGGCGUAGCAGGCCCUCUCUGUCGCCUCGCCGUCUUAACUCGCACGCGUCCCCCACCCCACUCGCUGCCACGCGGACUUUUACUCACCCUCCGGCUCCCUCUCGGUCCUCAUCUCCACCUCCUCCAUCUCCUCCUGAGAGAGACCCCUGCUCCCUUGUAAUCGACGAGGCCUGGCCAGCACAGCUGCCGGACACACCACCGUAGUCCGUAGGUAGGAAGAUAGAUUAGAGACUACUCCUACAACAAGCUAGCGCAUGGCGACUGUAGAGUGAAAUAGAGGGAGAUCGGCACGGCGGCCUAUGGAUUUGGGCGCAUGGCGGGGUUCCCUCUAGGCACCGGAGGAAGCGGCCGCGACAGCCCGGCGUCCCCGCCCGGCGUGCACCCGUCCGACGCAUCCACCUUCCUCUACGCCACGCGCGGGGGCGGCUUCCAGCUAUGGGGCCAGCCGCAGGACCAGCACCAGCACCAGCACCAACUCACGCACCCCUUCUACGCCUCCAACCUCAUCCGCUUCGCCACCGAUGACCUCCCCGCUGGCGCCGCGCAGUCGCUCGCGGGCGCCGCAUCCUCCUCCUCGUCCCGCGCCGCGCGGGCGGCCGCCCUGGCCGGCGGCAGCGCCGGCACCAGCUGCCAGGACUGCGGCAACCAGGCCAAGAAGGACUGCCAGCACCAGCGCUGCCGCACCUGCUGCAAAUCCCGGGGCUUCGCCUGCUCCACCCACGUCAAGUCCACCUGGGUUCCCGCCUCCAAGCGCCGCGAGCGCCAGCAGCAGCUCACCGCGCUCGCCGCCUCCGCCGCCGCCACCACAGCCGGGGCUGGCCCCUCACGCGACCCGACCAAGCGCCCCCGCGCUCGACUCGCCGUCACCACGCCGACCACCUCCUCGGGUACGUACUAUAUACCACGGGAUCAGCAGAUGGUGACGGUGGCGGAGAGGUUCCCGCGGGAGGUGAGCUCGGAGGCGGUGUUCCGAUGCGUGCGUCUCGGGCCGGUGGACCAGGCCGAGGCGGAGCUCGCGUACCAGACCACCGUCAGCAUCGGCGGCCACGUCUUCAAGGGAAUCCUCCACGACGUCGGCCCCAGCAGCAACGCCCACGCUCAGCUGCAAGCUGCGGCAGGAGGCAGCGGCAGCGACUACCAGUUCCGCCUGACCGGCGACGUGUCCCCGCCGAGCGCGGGCGCGGAAGCGGGCGACGCAGGCGGGGGCGGCGUCGGCGGCAACAACCACAACAUCGUCGUGUCAUCGGCUGUGGUGAUGGAUCCGUACCCGACGCCCGGGCUCUACGGCUCGUUCCCGGCCACCACGCCCUUCUUCCACGGCCACCCCUACCAGAGACAGUGACGGCGCACGCACGCCGACGGCGCCUCCCGCUGUAACACCGUGCCUCCACCCAACCCCUGGUUUCUUCGAUCUGUCAAUUGAUGCAUAAAUUGAUGCUCCUUCCUUCUCUAGAGCCUAGCUAUAGCUUAGCUUAAUGAGGCCCCGUAAUUUAGACCUUUCUACUAGCUCUUCUUGGGAGCAUCUGAGGCGAUCAGUCAGUGACAUACCCUGUCAGAGCAAAUGAUUAGAAAUCUGACAGUUAGGAUCUCGGGAAUUAAGCGUGAUUUCUUGCACUGCUCUAGCUUGUUUUUUUUUUCUCUUCCCGGAUCUUCAAUUGACAGUGUUCUUAACAAUCUUGGUUUUCCUGCUACUUCUUUCAUCAGAGCAAUAAUAUAUGAUGCUAAGGCUUCUUUAAA